AGCCGGCAGCACGGUUGACAAGGAUGUGCAAUUAGUGCAAAUCCGCACUCGCGCUGUUCUCGGACUGCCAAACAACUAUCAGUGCGUCAAAGUCGAGCUCACAAGCAAGCGGGCAGUUCUCCUCUCCCAGCUGUUCACUGCGCAGAAUGGUCCAGCUGCGAGUUGUCCCGAACGCGCCUGAAGGGCGGCUGAAGCUCGCGUACCGCGUCCUCGCCAACGCCUUGUAUGCCUAUCUGGACUUGCGGGCAGAUGGCGGCGCGGGCGCGGCGCAGCUGCUGGAGACGGGUACGGCCGCAAAGUGGCGGACCGUCAGGCUGCCGCUGCGGGAGCGCAACGUCGUGGGUCAGCUGCAUGGGCCGGAGGUGGCACACAUCCUGCUGGACUACGUCGUACUCACGCUGCCCAACACGGUGGCGCGGCUGCCCGAGCUGGAGCUGCUGCCGCCCCUGGCCCGCCAGCUACACAGCUACGCGCACGGAGGUUUCAUGGGCGCGGCCCUGUCCCUGCUCGCGGAGCCGCGCUGGGGCACCAUCCUGUCUGAGAGCAUGGGCGAGGGCGGCGACGACAAGGUGGAGUCUGUCAUCCGCGAGCUGACGGGGCUGCAGCGCGACGGCGUCACGGCGGCGCGGCGGGAGCUGCUGCCGCUGAUGCUGGUGCUGGAGAACAGCCCUGUGCUGUGCGCGUACGGCCUGGUCAGGAUGGGCCAUGUGCUGCCGCCCCGCCAAGUGCUGGAGGCCGACGCCGCCAGCGACGCCGCGGCAGGCCCCGCCGGCUGCAUGCCCGCCGGGCCCUACCUGUGGCAGUCGUGGGGCCUGCCGCCCGCAAAGGUGCCCUACAUGCUGCGGCCGUUCCUGGCGGGCGGGCGGGGCCCCGGCCUGAACCGCUACGGCUACGCGCCCAUGCGGCUGGAGUGGGACCUGUGGCUCAACCCGGACGAUGCCUCGGAUCUGGCGGGCGCGGUGGUGGACCACGGCACACCGGGCGCACUCGUGCAGCAGGCCAUCGCCAUGACGCUGGGCUGCAAGGGCGUGGCUAAGUCCAUGGGCCGCCGCCACAACCGCCAGCACGGCAUCAGCCCGCUGAGAUGGCUGGCGGACUUCGCCACCGCCCUCAACUCGGGGGCGAACGGCAAACACGACACGCCGCUGCCGCUGUUCGCACACCCGCACCACGUGCGUCGCCACGGCCAGCAGCCGCAGCACGCGCAGUACCCGCGGCACGCGGGCUCCGUCGACGCCGCCACCGCGGCGCAGUACACCACGCACGCGGAUGGCUCGACUUGCCCCAGCCUUGAGAGGUAUCUGCAGCUGUCGGUGGCGGGGCUGAAGCUGCGCCUGCCGCCAGCGGCGUCCGGCGCUGCGACGUUGCCGCCGGCGGAGAAGCUGGCUGUGCGGCUGCGAGUGGUUGGCAACACACACUCACACAGCCCGGCUGAGCUAAGCAAGUUCGCCGAGACGGGAGGCGCAGCGGCAGCAGGGCCAGCGCCCGCGGCUGCUAGCGGAGCUAGCGCCGCCGCUGCUGCUGCCGCCACGGGGCCGCGGACUCUGCUGUGUACACAGGACCUGUCUGGCAAGCAGGGGGCGGCGGCGGGCGGCGGCGGCGGCGGCAAGUCGUCUCUGUACCCGUUGGAGGCUCGCGACAUGGGCACCACACUGCUGCUGGUGGAGGUGAUCCCGGCCAAGGGCAAGCCGCGCACCCUGGCGCGGUCCAUCAUCCCGCUCAUGUCGCUAUCCGGCCGCGGCGACGGCGCCGUCACGCUCAGCGCGCAGCUGCACGUGCGCCGCGCACCCAAGCCCACGGCAGCAGCAACAGCAGCAGCAGGAGCAGCAGGGCCCGGCUCUGCUGGCGAGCCAGUCACCCACACGAUCGCGCCGUCCACUCCCACACUGGGCGACGCGCCGCGGCCGGUGGCAGAGGCGGUCGAGAUGCAGACGGAUAUUGGGUGUACGAGUGGCGACGAGCGGGCGCGCGGCUUCACGGCGUUGACCAUUCUGCCGGCCGGUCCUCUUGCUGAGGCAACUGAGGGCGACGGUGAGGGCGAAGGGCGGAAGCAGCAGCCGCAACACGCAGAGCUGGAGGCGGCUGCGGCUGCACCAAGGGCCCAGUCCAUGGGGCGUGAGGCUGAAGGCGGGGCCAAAGGCACCGGCGCCGCACGAGGCUGGUUGCGCGCGCGUGGGGCCCUGGAGAAGGUGGGGCCGCCCGCGCAUGGCCGUUCAGCUCACUCGGCCACGACGCCGGGCCCUGGCACGCCGAGCGCACCGGCCUUCAAGGCGUCUACCAGCGUCAGAAUCGCGAGCAUUGUGGAGCGGGCGCGCGAGCAGGCGGCGGGCCUCGGCGACGGCGACGAGGACGAGGCCGCUCUGGAGGCCGCGCCCGAGUCGGAGGCGGAGUCGGACUUUGAGGAGGAGGGGUUGGAGGAGGGCGAGGCGCUGCCGCAGCUGCUGCUGGAGGGGAUGGUGUCGGGCGCGGCUCUGGGCGCCGAUGACGUGUUUGUGGCCACAGACGCGGCGGCAGCGGACUCGCAGCUGUCGCAGCUGUGCUCCGGUACACACCGGUGUGCCGUGAGCGUGAGCCUGCGCUGGGAGACGCUCACUACACUGCAGGCGGCUCACCAGCUGUACGGCCUGCCGCCGCACGUGGCGCAGUCCUGCACCGCCAUGCUGUCCAGCCCCGGCGGCCUGUUCCUGGACAUCAAGAGCGGCUACAGCACGGCGCCGCAGCUGCGCGCCUUCGCCUCCACACUGGCGGGCAUUGGCGUGUAUACCAAGGCCGUCUGCAGCUUCGUGCCACGCCAGAUCGACUAUGAGGACCCGCCGCCGCCCGCCAGCGCCGCCGAGACCGGCCUCAGCCGCGGCGGCGGCACUGGCGGCGGCAGCUCGGCCGGCGCUAGUGCUAUCGGCAGUGGGGUCGGCAGCGGCAUCGGCAGCACAGCACGGCAGCUGCAGUCCGCCCUGGUUGCAGCGCAUCCUGUCGGCGGCGGCAGCACACCACCCUGCGGUACCAGUCCUGCCACACCCGCCAGUCCCAAUGCCGCCGGUGCUGCCGCCGCCGGCGGCACCUUCGGCGGCGCCCCCGACGACGGCGCGGCAGCGCCGCCGCCACCUGCCAAGCCUGCCGGCGGGUUUACCAGUAAGAAGCAGCUGCCUGGCCCUCUGCCGCGCUUCUUUGACACGGUGCUGUUCUUCCACGGACUCAAUGGGCUGGAGCUGGCGUGCGAGGCGGGCAGCGUGCCGCCUGGCACGUGCGUGCUGUUCAACGGCGCGUCGAUGCUGGUCGAGGACCCCGGCGCGGCGGUGGCGGUGCCGGACGCAGCCGUGCUGCGGCGGCGGGCCGGAAAACUGGUGGAAGAGGCUGUGGAGGCGGAAGGGGCGGAGCGGGCAAAGGAAGAGGAGGCGGAGGGUGGGGCGGGGAAGGGCAAGAGCAAAAGCAAGAGCGACAAUUCGGGCCUGCCGACUGAGGCGGAGCUGCAGGCAGCUAUGGUGCGGGCGGGCAUGUCGGUGCAGGAGCAGAUGCGGCGGCGACACGGCUGCCUGUCUGGCGGCUGCUUUGGCGGCGCGGACAAGAAGAAGAAGGCUGCUCAGCCGCCGCAUAAGUCCGUUGAAUUCACAUCCGUUAUGGACGAGGUGGAGAGCGCGGCCAACACAGAAGCAAUUGAAUUGGCCGUCAUGAGCGGCGCCGGCAGCGGCGGUGGCGGCGGCGGUGGCGGCGCCGCGACAGUGCUUCCAGAACUGGUGGACAAGGAGGCGUGGCGGCGGUACUGCACCGUGGUGUCCAUGUUCAAGGUGUACGGCGGCAUCUACGUGCAGGAGCCGGACUGCUCGCCCAGCUGUGUGGACGCCCUGACGCGCCUCACCAACAGCCACCCAGACUACCUGCCACUGGGCUUCGCGUACGGGCACAUCAGCACCAAGGCGGUGGCGGCUGCGGGCCAUGUGGGUCGCGGCAUGGCGGCGCAGCAGCUCAUGGAGGAGCUGCAGAGCCGCAAGAAGCUCAGCGACAGGGUGAGCCGCUGGAUUGACGACGGCGUGCACGUGGGCGCCUCCGACCAGGUCUACCUCAGCUGGGCCCGCCGCCUGCUCACGAGCGAGGAACUGCUGUACCUGCGCUCCCAGCGGCUGCUGUUGCGGCUGCUUGCGGACUACGACUGCGGCGGCGGCGGCCCGCUGCAGGAGGGCCCCGCGCUGCUGGCGCUGCUGGACGGCAUGGGUGCCAUGCGCUACAUGCUGCUGCGCUUCUUCCGCCACUACGAGGCCACCAGCCCCAUCACGCUGUUUGAGAUCGGCUGGAACUUCAACUACACCAAGUCCUUCCUGCGCCUGGUGCGCAACCGCGGCGCGCUGGCGGCGCUGCCGCCCGCGGAGAAGAUGGCGACGGCGCUGUGGCUGGUGCGCAACCGGCAGCUGUGGGUGUGGCUGCACCGCUGCGGGCGGCGGGACGCGCACAAGCUGGUGAAGGAGGCGCUCGCGUGUCUGGUGGAGAGCUGCAGUCUCAAGGAGUAUAACCUGGUGGUGGAGGUGCUGGGCGGCGAGGGGCCCUUCCGGCGGGAGUUCGUGGGCUGGCUCUGGCUGGGCGGCUGGUCCUACCUCCGCCGCAUCAAGGCCUGCAAGGAGCACUGGGCGGCCAGUCCCGACACGCAGCUGCUGUGCGAGCCCGCCCGCCUGUACGGCUACGUGCAGUACGCGCGGCGCGUGCCGGGCGGCGGGCUGCUGCCGGGGCAGGGGCUGGACGCGGAGGAGUUCGAGGGCAGCAAGAAGCGCAUGCCGCGGUUUUGGCUGAACGGCGACGUGGUGGUCACCCUGGACCCCACGCACACGCGCUACAAGGUCUGGUGGCUCAAGCUCUGGCGCGCCGCGCGCAAAUGCGCGUGCUGCGUGGGCACUUGGGCCUGCCACUGCGCCAUUAUGGAGCUGUGCUGCUGCUACGCGCUAUGCCUCUGUCCCAUGCUGUGCUACCCUUACUGCCGGUCCAAGGUGCUGCCGCUGCUGCUCGCCGUCAUCCUCAUCGUGCUGUGGCUGCUGCUGAACGCGGGCGUGCUGGGCGGCGCUGUGGGCGGCACCCAGGGGUCCGACGACGUCGCAGCCGACGUGGAGCGGCUGGAUGAUGAAGUGCAGCGCCCCGAGGACAGGUUGGUGCAGGACGCCGAGAAGCUGUUACGCCGCCGCCUGCUCUCCUGAGCGCAGGCGCCGGAGGCUGGCGCGGUGACGGGAGGCGCUAGCAGUUAAAGGCGGCGCGACGGCGGUGGUGGUGGCGGUGGCCUCAUCGGAGCUGCGCUGGCAUGCGCCGCCGCAGAUGUAGCGCGCCGCAGUCGGCGGCGUGGGGUACGGAGUCGAGAUGGAGAGGCCGGCGGCUGCAGGGACAGGAGCAGCGGCGCCUGUGCGGGCGCGGUUGGAGCUGGGGUGUGAACCAGGGUAAAAAGGAGGGGGCCCUGAAGAGAGAGGGCCAAAGAGGAGUUCCGGAGGGCGCGGCUGAGGCCUGCGCGCUUGACCACGCUAGUUAGAGCCAUGCAGCGCAUACGGUACCUAUGUUCACGACAUACAACUAUAUAAGGCAUACAUGCACCUGUGCAUAGACACUUUGCAGCAUUCGUGUGUGCCGGUGUGCUGAAUCGUGGUUGCACGGCGAUGGUGUUGGGGUAUCGGGUACCGUCAUUGAUGGGUCAGGAGGGGGCCGAGGGAGCCAGUUGGUUGAGGCGUCCUGCUGAUGUUCUGUGUAGCAACAUGCGGUUGGUUGUCUCGUUGGAAUGCUGAAAACGAGUUCGGCCAUCGGCAUGCAUUGUGGCGCGCCGGCUGUGCAGGAGCCCGCGUAGGAGCUGGCCAGGGCCCUGGUUGCUGCGGCCGCCAGCAAGCCCAGCCUCGAGAGUAGCAACUGCGGUCGCCCUGAGCGACGGCGUCAGGCGUAGUUGGUAGCACACAGUACAGGGGUUAGUCUUGAGGCACGCGGGGUACGGCGGGGGGUCCACGACGUACACGCCAACGUCUCUACGGCCUCUGUCCUGAUGCAGCGCAGGCACUGAUGAGCCUGGCACUCACACUCACAGUCACAUCGGUGCAAAUCGGUUUCAGUGUAAACACUCUAUAUU
This is a messenger RNA of Chlamydomonas reinhardtii, 6079 nucleotides long. RefSeq lists its product as uncharacterized. Lineage: Eukaryota; Viridiplantae; Chlorophyta; Chlorophyceae; Chlamydomonadales; Chlamydomonadaceae. The transcript has 25 exons. The record is from RefSeq and is a predicted model, not a curated record. The coding region runs from base 147 to 5174 and encodes 1675 amino acids.